AUGGCUUUCUCGCAGCCUGAUUCGCCGUCCGAUUUUGAGCCUGAUGCUAUUCCCGAGUCCCCGCCGACGAUACCAAGCCAUCAAAAUACGAUAUUAAGCCUCUAUGACGCGCCGUCAAGCCUUCCUGACGCUAUUCCCGAGUCCUCGCCGCCGAUAUCAAGCCUCUAUACCUUCCCGCUACCCCCUCUCGAUCAACAGUACGAUACGCCAGAGCAAGGAAUUACUGCAAUCAAUGCUUUCGCCCGUCCUCAUAGUUACGCAGUCUCGAUUCUUCGGUCGAAACGUACAAAAAAAGGAGUCAUGAAGACAGUCCGGUUAUGCUGUGAUCGAGGACGGGCGUAUCGAGAUCGGACUGCCGGUAAUAAGCGCCAGCGGCAGUCAAAUACGCUCGCGAUUGAGUGCCAAUUCUCGAUCUCCCUACGGCUACAAAAGAGCAAUACCUGGCGUCUUACAGUAGAGAACUCUACCUAUAACUAUGAAACCUCGCCGGUAUCAACCCAUGUAGCCCAUCGCAUCGCGGAAGUAUCCAAUAAAGCGGAAGACAUUCGGAAGCAGCUUGAUCAGGGUCUUUUAACUCGCCAUAUCCUUACUGCGUUUCGAAAGGAGGAUCGAGACUCAUCUAUUACCGCCCAAGACAUCUAUAACCUACGGAGAAAGUUUUAUACAGAGUUCCUUGCCGGCCGUACGCCUCUUUAA
This is a messenger RNA of Aspergillus affinis, 696 nucleotides long. RefSeq lists its product as uncharacterized. Lineage: Eukaryota; Fungi; Ascomycota; Eurotiomycetes; Eurotiales; Aspergillaceae. The transcript has a single exon. The record is from RefSeq and is a predicted model, not a curated record. The coding region runs from base 1 to 696 and encodes 231 amino acids.